Molecule: messenger RNA, 959 nt
Organism: Musca domestica (house fly)
Lineage: Eukaryota; Metazoa; Arthropoda; Insecta; Diptera; Muscidae
Product: probable chitinase 10
Exons: 2
Coding region: 9-914 (301 amino acids)
Cellular component (GO): extracellular region
Molecular function (GO): chitin binding
Source: RefSeq, a predicted model, not a curated record
CCAUAUAAAUGUUGACGAACUCUCGUCUAAGCAAAACAAUUGUAAAUCCAACGUUUCUCUUACCCAACAUGACAGCUAUGCUGUUAAUAAUUUGUCUGAUUGCCGCCACCUAUGGCCUGCAAGCAUCGGCGGCCGAAGCCAAUGAUGAGGCUUCCAAGACCCCGGUCACAAUUUCCUUAUGUUCCGGCAAAGAUGGUGUUAUGGUGGCCAUGCCUGGUUCCUGUUCCGGUUUCUUUUUCUGUGUGGAUGGCAAUGCCAUUGCCAGUUCUUGUGGCAGUUUCUAUCAUUUCAAUGCUGAUCUGGCUAUCUGUGAUCAUCCCCUGAAUGCCAGGUGUCAAGAAAAUGAUCCAACCAUAUUGGAAGCAUCCACCGACAUUGAAGCCAAUGACAUCUGUGCCAAGGCUUCGCCAGGUUUUAGCUUUGGCAAAAAACAAUCUUGUUCCCUAUACUAUGUUUGCUAUCAGAAAUAUGCUGUGCGACGAGUUUGUCAACCCCAGAAACAUUUCAAUUUAAUCGAACGGAAAUGCAUGGACAUCGAUAAGGCCCAGUGUAGCUAUACGAUUCCAUUGCCGAUGAAUGCCACAGCGGCGAAGGUUACCAAAAAACCGAAUCAAUUGAUGGCAUUACCUACAGGUUCCGUUCCAAUGUCAACGGCACCCGCCAAGGGGCCAACGAACGUUGCUGGCCACCGCCAACCACCUUUGAACAUCAAACGAACCCGUGAUCUGUCCGUUUUAUGUUCGGUCUUCAAAUCAAAUCGUACCCUGCCGCACCCCUACGACUGCAGCCGUUUUAUCUAUUGUCUACAAGGGAAAGCCCACACCAUGGCCUGUCCGAAGGGUUUGCAUUUCAGUAGCAAAAGUUUGCGUUGUGAGUGGCCUUAUAAUGCGAACUGCCAAGCGAAUGUUAAAUAAUUUGUUCUUCUAAAUAAAAAUACAACAAAAAACAAAAGCAAAAUA